UAACUUAUAUGACGAUUCAGAUUAUAUUACAAGUUGUGUGAAACGUGCAACUGAAUACAAAUUUUAAGAACGUUUACCCCUUUCAAAACUAGUGUGCCACUUAAUUACUUAGUUGAGCUGAAAAUCCCGGCGGUACUGCAAUACAGCGCCAGCCCGCGAUAGAGGUGGUGAAAGCCGCUAGCAUUCCGUCUGAUUCCAAAAAAUCAGUUUAACAAUUGUUGUUCUCCAAGGGAGAAACCAUCAAAUGUUACGCUAAUAAGAACAUUUCUUGGCCAUUAGGCCGAGAAGCAAUGACUGAACUGGCAAAACCAUUUGUUUUUCUUGCUCCACGUGUAAACGUCAAUCAAGAUUAUUGCAAAUUUUAAAAACACACCCAAAGAGCGUGGGCGGCAGUUUUGCGAAAAGUGCGUGCAUGACUAAAGCAAAAUGAAAUCAUAAAUCGAAGAUUGUAAUCGUGGGGUAUAUUCUAUAAACGAAGCGGUACAAACUCUAUUAUAUCUCUUAAAAACUAUACCAAAAUUAGUGGCAAAGCUAUGAUCACUUCGGGGAUUGUUUGGAUUCUUAAGAUGAGGAACCACAAAGCAAUUCAAUUUAUUUUGGUAUGAAAGCAGAUCGGUUUAUUGUUGAUUUGGUGUUGAAAACUAGCUUAAUAUUUUGUUCACGUUUCUUCCGCAUUUCCUAAAUUGGAAAAGUGCUGUGGUGUCCAUAACUUUAAUAACAAUAAACGUUUAAUUGUAUAAAAGAUACAUUUCAUAAACACGUUGAAAUCCUAUCUGUCACAUUCAGAAUUUUAUUUGGAUUAGACCAUAUCCAAACCCCGAUCUUAAGCGAAAAAUCUUCUUUAAAUAUUUCUUGAACAAGGCAGCACUGGGUCUCCACAAUCUUUACCAGCAUUCCCCCAGAUUCUGGCCAAUUGUCACGACGUGCAACCAACUGCUGCCGACAGUUUCGUGACAUGCGUUGAACGUUUUAAAGCAAAUACGAAAAAAUUCAAAAUUCAUUUGCAAAAUUAACCUUGAAAUUGCUUGCAAAAUGUCUGCUAUUACAAGCCCCAGUUUGGAGCGACGCGCCGGUGCUUAAAACAUGUUAGGCCAGUGCUGGGGGGCUUUCCGAGAGAGUGGUACGAUACUCGUACAACGGGGGGAAGAAAGCUGAGGAGAAACGGUAAUAGUCGAAUAGCCGAAUAGGAAACAGGUUUGGUUGAACUUGACCCGCAAACGUUGUGUGCCGUCCGCCCUAUGACUAGAUAUUAUUCCAUAAUUUCCCAUUACCACAGGCUCUGAAGUAAACAAAAAUCGUAUUACGUUGUUGUGGCAUGGAGUCGCUUUCUUGUAAACAGAAUUCUUCAGUAAGAACAAAACAGUCAUACGCCGCAGAGAACAACAACAGCUGAUUCUUCGAUGAGCCGCUGCUGCUGGUGCUCUGCCUCUGCUGCGUCAUGUCAUGAAAAGCUUUGCGACAACCAGCUUUUGCGAGCUUUCUCGCCCAAACGAUCGCGUCGCUGGGGAGCUAAGCUAGUUUUAUUCGUAGUUUGAAAAUUUACGCACAGACAUCGGACAGGCAGCGGAGCGGCACGAGCCGGUAUAUAAAUAAAUUCAAUUAAAGAAAACAGAAGACAACAAAACAAAAACAAUAACAUUUCAUAUUUUCACGUCGCAAUGCCGGAAAAACUGUGGUGUGACUUUCGUUUGUGCCGUUGAACAGCCUCGUCAGACCACACCAGACCAGACACUCCUCGUCUGUCCAAAAGUUCACUUUUGACGUCACUUUCCCUGGUCGCACAGAGAGUCGGCAGAAAUUUCUAAUCAGCUUCGGGCUUUCGUACGAGUGUUCCUUUAUGAGUGUGAAUUUCCUGAAGAGAGUGUACUUUGUGCCCUUGAAGGUGAAUCGCUGAAGAACAACGGCACGCGCCGGAUGCCCUCAGUGUCAAUCGAAUCGGAUCGAAUCGAAUCGGAUCGGAGAGGGCCUUGUUCUAUUGUCUAUCGCCCGCUGAAAUCGACCAAGAGCCAUAGCAGAUGGGCGAGAAAUAUUACGCAUAAUUAAUUGAAAAUAACAAUUGCAAAAUACAUACUAUAAACUCAUGAAGUGCAUCGCGCUGCUGAUUAAGUGAGUGUACUAUAAGUAAUCGUAGCAUCGAUGGACCCCAGUGGAUCGGCCAACUUAUCAGCGCGCGUAAAACAAUUGUAAAAACAUAAGUGUAUGUGAAAUCAAAGCAAGCGCGUGGUCAUCUAACGAAACAACAAUUGCAAAAUAAUAGUACUAGUUUAAAAAAAAACAACAAAAAUUACAAAAAAAAAAAAAAAAUGUACAAACUAGCCGAACAAAAUUUAUAACGAAAGAAACGAAACACCAUAUUCGUAGUUAGUUUUAGUAUCAGCUCGUAACACCAACGGAGCAGUCCGUGAAGGGGCCGACUCUGGUGGCUGUUUGUGGCUAAAUACAGAGAGCCACAGAGCCCAGCCGAGCUGUAGAGCCGUAAAUCCGAGAGGCAGGCAGGCAGGCAGGCAGGCAGGCAGCCCACCGGCUAGUCAGCCAGCCAUCAGGCCAGCAGAGAGGAGGUAACAAAAACCGACUGCACGCGGGCCAAACCGUGUCAGUGCUUGGAUGACUUCGACGGCGCUUGUUCCUUUUCCCGAGUUAACGCUCCCAGCAAGAAACUACCAAAAAGUUAUUACUAAAUAUUGCGAGCACACAUACAACAUGUUGUACCAACGGCUAAUGCAAUGCUCUACCACCAAUAGUUGUUGCAGCAGCGGCGGCGGCAACUGCACAUCGAUCGUGCCCCGACUGCUGCUGCUGCUGAUGUUGCUGCUGCUGCUGAGCGGACAGAUCGAGUCGGUGGAUGGCCACAAAGUGACGGCCACUCUAAUCACAAACCACAACUAUCCCGUGGAAGAGCACACAGUACACACGCCAGAUGACUACAUUCUCACCAUCUACCGCAUUCCCACGUCCCCGAAGCUGCAGCUGCAUUCGAAUGAGACGAUCCAAAAGCCAGUGGUAUUCCUGCAGCAUGGCAUCCUCUGUGCCUCCGAUGACUGGAUCAUCAAUGGCCCGGAGACGUCGCUGGCCUACAUGUUCGCCGAUGCAGGAUACGAUGUCUGGCUGGGCAAUGCCCGGGGCAACACCUACUCCCGCCAACAUAAGCACAUCCAUCCGGAUACCUCGGACUUCUGGAAGUUCAGUUGGCAUGAGAUUGGAGUCUACGAUCUGGCUGCCAUGCUGGACUAUGCUCUAUCGGCGAGUAAUGCCAACUCGCUGCACUUUGUGGCCCACUCGCAGGGCACUACGACAUUCUUUGUGCUGAUGUCCUCGCUGCCGUGGUACAACGAGAAGGUGCGAUCGGUGCAUCUACUCGCCCCGAUCGCCUACAUGCGCAACCACUCGUUCAUUCUGUCCAAGCUGGGAGGCAUCUUCCUGGGUUCUCCCUCCUUCCUGAGUUGGAUUCUGGGGAGCAUGGAACUUUUGCCCAUCACCAGCAUGCAGAAACUCAUGUGCGAGCACGUCUGCUCGGAGGGAUCCAUGUUAAAGUUCCUGUGCUCGGGGCUGCUCGACUUUAUCGGUGGCUGGGGAACGCGACAUCUCAAUCAGACCCUUCUUACAGAUGUGUGUGCCACCCAUCCGGCUGGGGCCUCCACCAGUCAGAUCAUCCAUUACCUGCAGCUCUACGCCUCCGGGGACUUCCGGCAGUACGAUCACGGCAGGGAGCAGAACGAGAUCAUCUACCAGCAGUCAACGCCACCCGCCUACAAUGUGAAGAACAUCAAUAGCUGCGUUCACAUGUACUACAGCGACAACGACUACAUGUCCGCCGUGGAGGAUGUCGAGUAUCUGGCCUCUCUGCUGCCCUGCGCAGAGCUCUACCGCAUUCCGUACUCGGACUGGAACCACUAUGACUUUCUGUGGUCCAUCAAUGUGAAGGAAGUGAUCAAUAAUAGGAUAAUAGACAAAAUGGAACGAUACGACAUAGAACACGCCACAGGAAUGAGUUUUUAGGGGAAAUAGCCAGAUAGCCACCCUCUAUAGCGGUCUAUAAGAACAAUUUUAGCCAAAUCUAAGCACUGUAUAUAAAGUAUAAACUAUUCUAUAAUAAUUUAGCUAGCAAUCAUAAUGAGAUAAUGAGCCUGUGCGUGAUAUUAUAGUAAUUAAAUAGUUCGUAAGGUUGCUUAAGGUUUGUGAAUCAGCUCCUACGAAUUUUUGUAUAUAUUUUCCAUAAAUUGCAAAUGCUAAUACA
Messenger RNA from Drosophila miranda, 4234 nucleotides. Its product is annotated as lipase 3. The transcript has 4 exons. Gene Ontology annotation, biological process: lipid metabolic process. NCBI's taxonomy places the organism in Eukaryota, Metazoa, Arthropoda, Insecta, Diptera, Drosophilidae. The coding region runs from base 2605 to 3996 and encodes 463 amino acids. The record is from RefSeq and is a predicted model, not a curated record. Gene Ontology annotation, molecular function: hydrolase activity, acting on ester bonds.